AUGCCGCUGGCGCAAUUCGCCGAGCCGUUCGGCAUAACACCAGCCGCCAUUGAGAAUGUCUCGCCGGGAAUCGACACCGCCAAAAUCGACGUGUCGAUGCGAAGCGAUGCCGAUUGCAGUUCGGAUUUGUCGACGACGUUUGGCGACAAGACCGACACCACGACCGAAACGGAAAUCGACAUUGGUGAUGUGCGCAAAUGCGGCGAAAAAGCCGAUCCGCGCCAGUUCGAGCUGCUCAAGGUGCUCGGGCAGGGAUCGUUUGGCAAGGUGUUUUUGGUGCGAAAAGUUCGCGGAAGGGAUGCCGGGCAUGUGUAUGCGAUGAAGGUGCUGAAAAAGGCGACGCUUAAAGUUCGCGAUCGACAGCGGACGAAACUCGAACGCAAUAUUUUGGCACAUAUCUCGCAUCCAUUUAUAGUCAAAUUACAUUAUGCAUUCCAAACUGAAGGCAAAUUAUACCUAAUAUUGGAUUUUUUACGAGGAGGUGAUCUGUUCACUCGAUUAUCGAAAGAGGUUAUGUUUACCGAAGAUGAUGUUAAAUUCUACCUUGCCGAGCUCACUUUGGCUCUUGAGCAUUUGCAUAGCCUUGGAAUCGUUUAUAGAGAUUUAAAACCGGAAAACAUUCUUCUUGAUGCUGAUGGCCAUAUUAAAGUAACCGAUUUCGGAUUGAGCAAAGAAGCCAUAGACAGUGAAAAGAAGACGUAUAGCUUUUGCGGAACUGUCGAAUAUAUGGCGCCGGAAGUGAUCAAUCGGAAAGGGCAUUCGAUGGCUGCAGAUUUCUGGUCUCUCGGUGUUCUUAUGUUUGAAAUGCUUACCGGGCAUUUGCCGUUCCAAGGAAGCGAUCGCAAUGAUACGAUGACCCAGAUUCUGAAAUCGAAACUAUCGAUGCCGCAUUUUUUGACGCAUGAAGCUCAAUCUCUUCUGCGUGCGCUUUUCAAGAGAAAUGCUCAGAAUCGUCUUGGAGCAGGACCCGAUGGAAUUGAGGAGAUCAAACGGCAUCCAUUCUUUGCCAAAAUCAAUUUUGUCAAAUUGCUCAACAAGGAGAUUGAUCCGCCUUUCAAGCCCGCGUUGGCCACCAUCGACAGCACACUUUAUUUCGAUCCGGAGUUCACGAAACGAACGCCGAAAGACUCGCCGGCGCUUCCGGGCUCGGCGGCGAAUCACGAGAUAUUUCGAGGGUUCUCGUUUGUUUCGGCCGCCGUCACUGAGCAGCAGAAGAAGUGCGAGAAGCCGAUUCGAUCGGUGCCGACGGCGAAGACGAACGCGUUCACUGACGACUACGAGAUUCUGGAGUUGAUUGGACGAGGCGCGCAUUCGGUGGUGCACAAGUGCGCGAUGAAGGCGACGAGAAGAAAGUAUGCCGUCAAGAUUGUUAAGAAGUCUGACUUUGAUGCUUCGGAAGAGGUUGAUAUACUUCUACGUCAUUCCCAUCAUCAGUACAUCGUCAAGCUUUUUGAUGUUUAUGAAGAUGAAGCUGCUAUUUAUAUGGUCGAAGAACUUUGCGAAGGGGGUGAACUUCUUGACAGAUUGGCGAAUAAGAAAUCGUUGGGAAGUGAGAAAGAUGUGGCUGCCGUAAUGGGAAAUCUGCUGUUUGCCGUCCAGUACUUGCAUUCUCAGCAGGUUGCCCAUCGCGAUUUGACGGCUUCGAAUAUUCUGUUUGCUUCGAAAGACGGCGAUCCGAGUUCGGUUCGAAUCGUUGAUUUUGGAUUCGCGAAACAGUCUCGAGCCGAGAAUGGAAUGCUCAUGACGCCGUGCUACACGGCUCAAUUUGUGGCGCCGGAAGUGCUCCGCAAACAGGGAUACGAUCGAUCAUGCGACGUGUGGUCUUUGGGUGUUUUGCUUCACACAAUGCUCACUGGAUGCACGCCGUUCUCGACGGGACCCAACGAUACGCCCGAUCAGAUUUUGCAACGAGUCGGAGACGGCAAGAUAUCGAUGAGCAAUUCGGUGUGGAACAAUAUCUCCGAAAAUGCCAAGGAUUUGGUACGAAAAAUGCUUGAUGUUGAUCCGAAUCGGCGUGUAAAUGCGAAACAAGCGCUUCAGCACCCAUGGUUGUGGCAUAGGGAUGUUCUUCCGGAUCGGCCGAUUCAGGAUGAGAAGGAUGGGCUUGAUAUGAAAAACGUAAAAAAAUUGCACAAUUUGUUGCAGGUGGCACUUGAGCAAACGUAUCGUGCAAUUCAAUCGGCGCCGAGUGUCGAAUUACGCCCUGUGGGCUCGUCGGCAUUGGCGAAACGACGGCUCAAAGAAGUGCUGACGACGAAUUAUGCAUCGAAUGUGAAGUCGACUGCAAUUCACUUUUUUCGCAAAUUUUUCGCCACUGACCGUAACCAGACAUUAUUGCCCGAUGAGUCGCCAUAUUAUGAGCGGAUUGUGACGAGAAUCAUGGCGUUCCUCAACGAGAACACACUUCUCGAUGAUUCGCGAAUCGACGCCAUCUGGAUCAUCACCAACAUGUGUUGCAUUAGCAAACAAGUCACCCAUCUCAUUGUCGACAUGAACUGCAUAAGCACCCUCCUCAGAUUCCUCAAGUCACCCAAUAAAAUACUCGUUAAUCAGUGCAUUUGGGCUCUCGCCAAUAUCGCCGCCGAUUGUCAAGAAUGCAAAAUGCGGUGUCGAUCGGUGAAGUUGUUUCGGAAGCUCGCGCAACUCCUCGCAAAACCCAACGAAAUGAACACAAUCGAUCGAAAAAACGCGAUCUGGUGUAUCAAUAAUCUGACUUCCGGCGGUAGUGUCGAUAUUCCGUUCGCAGUGGCUCGGUCGCUGAUCAUUGCAUUACAUAAGAAUCUGCUAGGGCCUGAUGGUGAGCCGAUGUAUACCGCGGCAAGAGUGUUGUGGUCAAUGGCGAGCAUCGUCGAUGAUAUGAAUGAUCUUCGGAAGAUUGGCAUCGUUCUACGACAGCCCGCGCUUCUCGAGACUGCUAUGCUCAUUUUUCUAAGCAAUAAGUACACGUCGCUUCACACCGCUGCUCUUCGACUCAUCGGCAACAUCGCGGUUGGCGAUGAUUCGCACACCGACAAACUCAUCAACUCACCGACAUUCCGAUAUGUCAUCGAUGUCGCCAUGCGUUCCGAAGAGUACAAGGGCGAGAUCGCGUGGAUCUGCUCGAAUCUCGCCGCCGGCCAACCAAGACAUAUCGACUACUUAUUGCAGGACGAGCAAUUCUAUAAUUGGGUGCUUGCCGGAGCUCAUUCCAACGAUCGACGCCUCAAGAAGGAGUGCCUCUGGAUUGUGGCGAAUAUGCUAGUCAGCGCGGAUGAGAAGCAAAUCGAAACGCUUGUCAACGAGGGCAUCGUCAAUAUGAUUCCGCUAUUAUUGAAAUCCGAAGACGUACGACUCAAUGAGAAGGCGCUCACCUCAGCAAUCCGAAUUCUUCAGGAGUUUCCAUGGCAAUGCAAAUUAUACGGAAUUCUCGACAUUCCGAAUAAUAUCAACAAGGACCUACUAACCGACGAAUCGCCGGAAAUGUUCGUCGCCCAUCAACGACGUCUGGUGCAGCUCAUGGAGAGCAUGAAGACACCAAAGCGAAGCGGAUUUCUGGCGAAUUGCCGAAUGAUCAGUUAUUCACUCACCGACAUGCGUUGCGAACCAAUGAUUUCAUAA
Caenorhabditis bovis is the source of this 3597-nucleotide messenger RNA. The record is from the annotation of a GenBank genome assembly. Lineage: Eukaryota; Metazoa; Nematoda; Chromadorea; Rhabditida; Rhabditidae.